Molecule: messenger RNA, 3708 nt
Organism: Raphanus sativus (radish)
Lineage: Eukaryota; Viridiplantae; Streptophyta; Magnoliopsida; Brassicales; Brassicaceae
Product: LRR receptor-like serine/threonine-protein kinase RGI3
Exons: 2
Coding region: 240-3524 (1094 amino acids)
Biological process (GO): protein phosphorylation
Molecular function (GO): protein kinase activity; protein binding; ATP binding
Source: RefSeq, a predicted model, not a curated record
UUUAUUAGGAAAAAAAAAAGAAAAAAAGAAAAAAGCCGACAAAAAGAUUAAAAUAAUAGGUAAGGUAGAGGCAGAAGUACUUUUUGGGGGGGAUCCAAAUCAUCUUUUGCUGCUGCUUCUCUGCUCUCUGUUUUAUUUAUAUUUCCCAUUAACAAAGAAAACCCCAAAUCCAUGGGGUUCUUCGCUUUACAAUCCCAACACUCUUCUCUCCUUCUUCUUCCUCAUAUUCAUCUUCUCCAAUGCCACCACAUAACUACAGACUCCCCUUCUUGCCACUCCUACUCUGUUUCUUCUUCAUCAUCCCCUGUUUCUCCCUCGACCAACAGGUUCAAACUCUCUUCUCAUGGAAGUCCCAACUAAACAUCUCCGGCGACACUCUCUCCUCUUGGAACAUCGCCGACGCAUCUCCCUGCAACUGGGCCGGCGUAAAAUGCAACCAGAGAGGAGAAGUCUCAGAGAUAGAACUCAAAGGCUUCGACUUGCAACACUCCCCGCCGGUGACGAUUCUCCGGAGCCUCAAGUCCCUCACUUCCCUCACUCUGUCCUCGCUCAAUCUCACCGGAGCGAUCCCGAAGGAGAUCGGAGACUUGACCGAGCUUAAAGUACUCGACUUGUCGGAUAACUCACUCUCCGGCGAGAUCCCCGUGGAAAUCUUCAGGCUCAAGAAACUCGAGACUCUGUCUUUAAACACGAACAAUCUCGAAGGUGUGAUCCCGACGGAGAUUGGGAACCUCUCAUCCCUCGUCGAGCUCAUGCUCUUCGACAACAAGUUGUCCGGAGAGAUUCCGAGGAGUAUCGGAGAGCUCAAGAAUCUCGAGAGCUUCCGUGCGGGUGGGAACAAGAAUAUAAGAGGUGAGGUUCCUUGGGAGAUAGGUAACUGCGAGAAUCUAAAGAUGCUUGGUCUCGCCGAGACUAGCCUCUCCGGGAGACUCCCGGCGUCGAUCGGAAACCUGAAACGCGUUGAGACGAUAGCUAUUUACACGUCAAUGUUGUCUGGUCCGAUUCCAGAUGAGAUUGGAGAGUGUACUGAGCUGCAGAAUCUGUACUUGUACCAGAACUCGAUCUCUGGAUCGAUCCCCACGACUGUUGGAAGUCUCAAGAAGCUGCAGAGCUUACUCUUAUGGGAGAAUAACCUCGUCGGGAAAAUCCCGACAGAGCUUGGGAACUGUCCUGACCUCUGGCUUAUAGAUUUGUCCGAAAAUCAUCUCACCGGAGACAUCCCGAGGAGCUUCGGGAGCCUCGUGAAUCUCCAAGAGCUUCAGCUGAGCGUUAAUCAAAUCUCUGGAACGAUCCCUGAAGAGCUAGCCAAUUGCACGAAGCUCACGCAUUUAGAGAUCGAUAACAACCUCAUCACCGGGGAGAUACCGGCUCUGAUGGGUAACCUCAAGAGCUUGACGAUGUUCUUCGCGUGGCAGAACAAGUUAACCGGUAACAUCCCGGGAACUCUCUCGGAGUGUGGAGAGCUUCAAGCGAUUGAUCUCUCUUACAAUAGUCUCUCCGGUUCGAUACCAAAAGAGAUCUUUGAGUUGCGAAACCUCACGAAGCUUCUUCUUCUCUCGAACGACUUGUCCGGAGUCAUUCCCCCGGAGAUUGGAAACUGUACAAAUCUCUAUAGAUUAAGACUCAACGGAAACAGACUUGCCGGGAGUAUCCCUUCGGAAAUGGGCAAUCUGAAAAAUCUAAACUUUAUCGAUUUAAGUGAAAACCGCCUCGUCGGAGUUAUCCCUCCGGCGAUCUCCGGCUGCGAAAGCCUAGAGUUUCUUGAUCUCCACUCAAACGGUCUUUCCGGUUCUUUCCUCGGUACACUCCCGAAGAGCUUGAAGUUUAUCGAUUUCUCUGAUAACUCUCUGACCGGUCCUCUCCCUCCGGGGAUCGGGUUGUUAACGGAGCUAACGAAGCUCAACCUCGCCAAGAACCGAAUCUCCGGCGACAUCCCUAGAGAGAUCUCCACGUGUAUGUCUCUUCAGCUUCUCAACCUCGGCGACAACGCCUUCACCGGGAGAAUCCCCGAAGAACUGAGCCGAAUCCCGUCUCUAGCGAUCUCCCUAAACCUCAGCUGCAACUCCCUCGUCGGAGAGAUCCCGGCGAGAUUCUCCGAUCUGAAAAACCUCGGAGUGCUCGACGUCUCUCACAACCGUCUCACCGGGAAGCUAACCGUCUUAUCCGACAUGCAGAACCUCGUCUCCCUCAACGUCUCGUUCAACGACUUCUCCGGCGAAUUACCCGACACACCGUUUUUUAAAAGACUCCCGCUCUCCGAUCUCGCCUCGAACAAAGGUCUCUACAUCUCCAACGGAAUCUCGACACGACCCGACGGGUCAACCCGGAAUAGCUCCGCAGUUAAACUAGGCAUUUCAGUCCUCAUCGCUGUCACCGCCGUCUUAAUUCUCCUCGCGGCUUACACUCUAGUGAGAGCACGAGCCGCCGCCGCCGGGAAACAGCUCCUCGACGAGGAGAUCGACUCCUGGGACGUGACGCUCUACCAAAAACUCGACUUUUCGAUCGACGACGUCGUGAGGAAUCUGACGUCGGCGAACGUGAUCGGAACCGGAAGCUCCGGCGUCGUUUACCACGUCGCGAUUCCUUCCGGCGAGACUCUCGCGGUGAAGAAGAUGUGGGCGAGGGAGCAGAGCGACGCGUUUAACUCGGAGAUCAACACUCUCGGAUCGAUUCGGCACAGGAACAUCGUGCGUCUUCUCGGCUGGUGCUCGAAUCGGAAUCUGAAGCUCUUGUUCUACGAUUAUCUCCCCAACGGAAGCCUGAGCUCUCGGCUUCACGGCGCAGGAGGGAAAGGAGGAGGAGUUGGCUGGGAGGCUCGAUACGACGUCGUUCUCGGUGUGGCCCACGCGCUUGCGUAUCUCCACCACGAUUGUCUCCCCGCGAUUAUACACGGCGACGUUAAAGCUAUGAACGUCUUGUUGGGCCCCCAGUUCGAGCCCUAUUUAGCCGAUUUCGGUUUAGCGAGGACCGUAUCCGGUAAUCCAGAUACCGGAAUUGAUUCAUCAAAACCGACCAAUCGGCCUCCUUUGGCUGGUUCUUAUGGCUACAUGGCUCCUGAACAUGGCUCCAUGCAACGUAUAACCGAGAAGAGCGAUGUGUAUAGUUACGGAGUGGUGUUACUAGAGGUUUUAACCGGGAAGCAUCCUUUAGACCCGGAUCUACCAGGAGGUGCACAUUUAGUUAAGUGGGUGAGAGAUCAUUUAGCUGAGAAGAAAGAUCCGAGCAAGCUUCUUGACCCGAGACUUGAUGGACGAACCGACUCGAUUAUGCAUGAGAUGCUUCAAACACUUGCGGUCGCGUUCCUUUGUGUGAGUAACAGGGCAAGUGAAAGGCCUAUGAUGAAAGACGUUGUCGCCAUGCUCACCGAGAUAAGGGAUAUUGAUGUUGGACGUUCGGAGAUCGAUAAGAUAAAAGAUGGUGGUAGUUGCGGAAGCAAAGAGCCGCAGGUGAUAACGCAUGAGAAAAUCAUCAUCUCUCACGGUUCAUCUAAUUGUUCAUUUGCCUUCUCGGAUGACUCUGUUUGAAACAUACUAACGGUGAAAAGUGUGAAUUGUGUGUGUAUUUACAAAGUUGUGUGAAUAAUUUUGUUGGAAUUUUAAGCAUUUUGAAAAGUUUUUGUGUAAGGGUCACAACAGAAAGUCUUAUAAUUGCAAUAGAUUUAUUUCUGUAAAUCUUAAUUAUCAAGUAAUGUAAUCAAGCAUAAAUUAA